GAUGCGGACGCGCGCGCUCUCGUGCUCCUCAACGACCAGAAAAUCCCCUGCCCGGAAUGCGAUGUCGUCUUGUCCUCCCCCAGCGCUCUUUUUGAGCACAAGGAGGACAUGAUGAACAAAUGGCGCACUCACCUGUGCUGCGUCAUCUGCAAGAUCACGUACCGUAGCCCCGAAGCAUACCGUCUCCAUUAUCGCCUGUCUCAUAUCGCCAAACAGAGCCUCCAAUGCCCUGGCUGCAACGCAACAUUUGUCCGCGGAGCUAGUCUUUUCGCCCACAUAGAGCAAGGACACUGCGGUGGUCUCGGCAACUCGGCUAAGGCGUACACGAACGCGAAGCGCGAACAGACCAUCGGCUUCAUCCGCGCGCUUCAGGACAGGGACCUUGCCGCCCAGGCCGGCUUCCAGCUGGGCCCCGGCAAGACGGGCGACGACUACGGAGGAUACGUCGGCAAGCAGAGGGAGGCCUACGAUCUGACGGACGACGAGGUCGUCCGCUUCAGCCUCCUCCGUCUUGAAGAGGAGGUCCGCGAGAGCAAGGGCGCGUCGUUCGACCGCGAGCUUGACUUCCCCCCGCCAGGAUCCCGGGACUACCACCUUGGCAACUCGAAGCAGCCCGAUCUGCUGGGUGACGAGGAACCGGUCGUCCACAACCAGCCCGACAAGGGCGCCUGGGAUGCAGGCAGCAAGCAGCUGUUCCCCAACCCGCCGCGGGCGCUGGCGCCACCCACGGCCAGGUUGACGCCGCAGGAGCUCCUCGCCCUCCUGGAGCAGGUGGACAAGCAGACGCCGCACGACGAGCACGACCCGGACGUGCCCGGCUUCCACACGGGCCGCUACUGGGUCGAGGUUCUCAGCAAGUACAAGUGCCCGCACCCGCGUUGCGGCAAGUCGUUCAAGGUGCCCGGUGGCCUCGAGGGCCACCUCCGGUCCGAAACGCACAGGAGCGUGCCCUUCAUCUGCCCGCAGUGCAUGCGCAAGUUCAAGUCCAUCACGGCCCUGGCGCAGCACGCCGAGGCCGAGGGUAUCCGGUGCACCAUCCAGACGUCCCAGUCGUACCGCAUCUUCCUCACACAGCUGACGGGCGCCGUGCUCGACGUCGACGGCAGCCACGACGACAGCUCGCCCAGGUACGUCGUCACCGAGCAGGCCAAGCGCGACCUGGGCGACGGCGUCGAAGGCGUGUUGAGGGUGCUUGACGCGUCCAAGGGCACGCAGCGGCAGGUGCCGCGGUCGACUCUGGCCGCUGCCCCCCUCCCCAAGCUGCUGGCGGCCAGGGAGCGCCAUGAGAAAUUCUGCGAGGACUACAGGAAGGAGGUGAUUGAGAAGCAUGCUGCACAGGUUGGACAGCCCAGCGGCGACCAAUGGUAGGAUAUCUUUCUACCUAUUCAGAACACAUGUGUUUGUGAUCGCGGCACGGAAUGGGAUUUACGGGAGCGAAUCGUGUUUGACCGAGAUGGAGAGGGGAAAAGGUAAUAUCAUGUCCGUCG
Messenger RNA from Gaeumannomyces tritici R3-111a-1, 1487 nucleotides. RefSeq lists its product as hypothetical. NCBI's taxonomy places the organism in Eukaryota, Fungi, Ascomycota, Sordariomycetes, Magnaporthales, Magnaporthaceae. The transcript has 2 exons. Gene Ontology annotation, cellular component: nucleus. Gene Ontology annotation, biological process: regulation of transcription by RNA polymerase II. The record is from RefSeq and is a predicted model, not a curated record. The coding region runs from base 109 to 1368 and encodes 419 amino acids.